This is a messenger RNA of Pseudo-nitzschia multistriata, 2237 nucleotides long. The record is from the annotation of a GenBank genome assembly. Lineage: Eukaryota; Bacillariophyta; Bacillariophyceae; Bacillariales; Bacillariaceae.
CAGUUCCGGCACGAACCAUUUUUGAAUCGAAAACAUUUCCAGAGAUCUGCAUUCCACAAAGAUUCGUCUGGCAACAGAAAGAGGCAGAUAUACGAGUGAUACAACUUGGAACAUCCUACCAACGAUCGAAUUACCCAUWUAAAGCGCACACACUUUCAUGUUURGAGUAUUUGGACGUCCAUUUUCGCGUAAAAUCUAUUUGUCGUCAACCAGAUGCGUAGCAUCCAGGCCGCCCGCGAACUCGUUCGGUUUUGCAAAAACCGGGCCAAAACGAACGAAAGCCGACAUAUGUAGACCGUUCCGAAUUUUGGGAGUCCAGCAAGUGGCGAUUGGAUGCAGAACAAGGGAACCUCUGGAUUUGUUAUGGAAAAGUAUUUUCGGCCUGGAACCCCAUGCUACCAAACGCAUCGAAUCCGAAAACGUCGAAGAGGACAUCCUCAAACUCGGAAUCGGACCCCACGAAGUCGAGAUCGAUUUGAUGACCCCGAUCGAUGACAAGAAAACCCCGAAGGUUCAUGCUCCGCCAUUGAACCACAUAGGGCUCUGGGUCGAUCGUCUGGAAGAAGCCGUAGAAUGGAUGGAAGAACAGGGUGUCAGGUUCACUCCCGGAGGCAUUCGAAAGGGAGCUGCUGGACACAAUGUGGUAUUUAUUCAUCCUAAGGGUAUCGAAACAGCUCCAAUAUCCGGGAAUGGAGUYCUCAUUGAGCUGGUGCAGGCCCCAGAGAACGUGAUWRUAGAAUUCAAUUCGAAUGAAUCAUGCUAGAUGCAUACAAAAACAAUUGUGUCUACCGCAAAAGUAKUGUUCGUUAGGUGACCGAAAGUAUUUGCAUACACCUAGAGUGCGCGUACUAUUAUUUCUUCCUACGGAAAAUGGACCUAUCUAGAUCAUUUUCAUCUAUAGCACGAUAAUUCGUUUCCCUACAACAAAUGCAGGCUCCUUUCCACCUUUCUUCAGACAUUCUUUUCGUUUCGAUUCGCUCUCUUUUGGCAACACGAAUGCGAGAUUCUUCAAUUCUUCGUCGCUCCCACCAGGUCGAAGUAACUCUGCUAUAAGCGAUAGAAGUUCUGUCACAUUGAUCUUGGGAGCCUCCUUUCCAGGAUUCAAUCGACGCCAUUCCUUUUCGAGCUCGUCCUUUCGAAAAUAUAAGGGCGUCUUCUCUUUCCCUUCGCCAUCUGCCACUUUGAAAUCCUCGUAGUAAAAAAGAGGYACUUUGCCCUCGGCCAAGUCAUCAUCUCCGGUCACGGUCAAAGCAUCUUCAAUGUCGUCAUCAGCGGGUGCCAUUUUGAAAUAAACACCYUUGCCAGACAUUCGCAUCGAUUUGGUAACAACGGUAACUGCGUAAUCCAGCGGGACGGUCGAGAUUCUAGCACGCUUCCACGGAUUUGUUCCGAUAUCUUCAUCCGUUUUAUCURCCUUUGCCUUCGCAAUCGCCCGGUCGGCACUGCUUUUCGCCAGUUCCAAGAUACGUUGAGCCUCUUUGUAAGUAGUGAAAAAAUAUCCGGUGACUUUUGCAUCCUCACCUACUACCGUGAAAGGUAUUCCUUUUUCGUCGACAAUGGUAAAAGUUGGAACYGGGCGGAGCAAAUCUGCAACCGCCGAAGCCGUCAUCAGGCCUUSUUUUUCCUCUGUUUGUUGUUCUGUCUGGGCAAUUGCUGCUCUAGCAAAUCCCGGGUCCGUUACGSUAAAAAAAGUCGUGGCUACCAUUCCUUUUUGAAAAAAUCGACGUCUCGACAGAUUAUCCUUCUGAGGUUCAACGCAAMCAUCUUCAUCGAUGUUGUUGUAUUGAGURCUACUGGCAUGUUUCCCCGAGAACGAGUUCAAAGCUCGUUGGUUCGGAAUAGCACUCCAGGCUUCGGCAAUCGCAAGGAUCACAAUGCAGGACGCAACAAUAGCAAUCGGAUUGCGYAUCAUUCUCGUGCCCAUUUGUAACUGCAUCAUCGAUGAAUCACACGAUUGAGAUUCACUUUCAUCGACCGCAUGGGUUGAUUCGGCGUUCCUUAUCUAAUCUAUAAUCUACUACUCGUGCUCAUUCAUUCCUCGUGAUAGGUGUUGGCGACGAAGAAUUUUUUUGACCAAUUCCCCAAACACGUGUAAGCAAAAACACCGUGCACGACUGCUACACGUCUCAAAGGAACUGAUGGAACAACCUACAAAUUUACAGUCAUUUGGGGUGCAGAKAACCGAGGAUGUUAAGUAUUUGAGUCACCAUUAAUGUUAAUUAAUACUGUUUUUUAUG